GUCUUACUAAUUUCUGACAUGUUUCCUUAGAUUCUAGUGUGGGACACACGCCGUGCUGCUCUCAUGCAGACGAUUGAUCUCCACUCAGAUGUAAUCUACAGCCUUUCUCUAAAUCGCAAUGGAUCCCGCAUCGCAACCACAAGUAGAGACAAGCGAUUGCGUGUCAUUGAUCCUCUCUCUGGGAAACUUCUGCAGGAAACUAUAUGUCAUGAGGGAUCCAAAGCUUGCAAAGCUGUGUACUGUGGUGACACUGGGAAGGUCUUCACCACUGGCUUUUCUCGAUUUAGUGACCGCCAGUUUGGUGUGUGGGAUGAGAAGAACUUAAAUACUCCCCUGCGCUUGGAUGUCAUAGAUUCAUCUUCAGGGAUCCUCACUCCAUUUUAUGAUCAUGACACAAAGAUUGUCUUUGUGGCUGGGAAGGGUGAUGGCAACAUUCGAUACUACGAAAUUACCGACAGUCCCCCAUACUGCCACUUUUUGAAUCAGUACAUUUCAGGAGAGCCUCAGCGUGGGUUGGGCAUCAUGCCGAAGAGAGGUUGCAAGGUGUCACAUUGUGAAAUAUUCCGCUUCUACAAGUUAUAUGCGACCAAACCAAUUUGUGAACCCAUUUCCAUGAUUGUCCCAAGGAAGAGUGACCAGUUCCAGCCUGACCUAUACCCAGACACAGCUUCUCCAACACCAGCACUGUCAGCAGAGGAGUGGUUCAGCGGCACCACGAAAGGGCCCGUUCUAAUGUCAAUGAAGACAGGUAUGACUAUCAAAACUCACCGGCCGCUGCCACUACGACCAACAGAAUCCUCAUCAGAUAAAAAUGCAGACAAGAAGUAUGCUUUCCUCUCAAUGGAGACCCGUGCUGACUACCGGCCCAAGGAGUUGUCAAUUAGGACCCAGAGCAGCACGGACAAAGACCUGAAGACAUCCACCAAUUUGGACACGAAGUUCCAGGCGCUUCAGAAACUGUGGGGCUGUAAUGUAAAGAACCUGCCUGACAACAAGGAACAGUCAUCCACCACCAGCAGUGGGAUUGAAAGUGAAAGGGCCUCCACAACCACAAGAAACAUCAUCAACAAAAUCAGCACCAGAGACUCUCCAAAUAAGCUGUCUCAGCGCAUGGAAGAGAAGGAGAUUGAAAUCUUGGACAAGCCAUCACCGAAGACAGAGUCGGAGUCCAACCCCAAUGAAAGGCAGGAACCGGCUGCAGAUGAAGGUGACCCAUAGGCUAAGAAUGUCCCU
Penaeus vannamei (Pacific white shrimp) is the source of this 1233-nucleotide messenger RNA. Lineage: Eukaryota; Metazoa; Arthropoda; Malacostraca; Decapoda; Penaeidae. The record is from RefSeq and is a predicted model, not a curated record.